GAGAGGAGGGGGAAAGGAAGGACAAAAAAGAAGGGGGACACUGCACUGUUUGUUUUCGUUUUAUUGCUUUGAAUUGCAAAAAAAGUACCGGUUCUCUUUAAGUUAAAGGAUAAAUCAUUGCUAACGGCUUCCAUCUUUACUUAAGUUCUAGAUAGUAGGCUACGAGGGGCACGCAGUUAUUUUAAGUGAUCAGAGCAUUUGUUGCUGUUCUAGCUACUUUGUAAAGAAAAAAGAGACACGCGGUUUGCAGUCCUGUAAGUGCUUUUUAGCGACUCGACAAUUUGAGACAAGACUCAGCGUAACAAAUAAUCAAAACUGGAAGUAGUUUUAUGUGACUUUAUUUAUAUUAUCAAAGAGUUGCCAGAUGUCAUUGAGCUCUGCGAGAAAGCUAGAAUAACAUCUCCAUUAGUGGCCUUUUUAAAUCACACAGCUAAACAAAUACGGGGAAGAAAACCAGAUCUACUGUACCAGCCGGUUAUUUACAUCAUUGCGGACUAUGGCGGCGGUAACAAGUCCAGAAUCGAGCCAGCAAGCUCGCGUUUACUUCCAGACGCCCACCGGAUCAACUGAAGAAACCGAGACCCCGGUCCGCAAGCAAGGACGGGUCACAGUGAAAUAUGACCGGAAAGAACUGAGAAAAAGACUUAAUUUGGAAGAGUGGAUUAUUGACCAGCUAACGGAUCUCUACGACUGCGAGGAGGAGGCCAUUCCAGAGCUGGAGAUUGAUGUAGAUGAACUAUUGGAUAUGGAGAAUGAUGUAGAUCGUGCUGCAAGAGUCAAGGAACUGUUGGUAGACUGUUAUAAACCUACUGAAGAGUUUGUAGCUGAAUUGUUGGACAGGAUCCGUGGCAUGCAGAAGCUCAGUACUCCUCAGAAGAAAUGAAGCUCCAGCCGCCUCCACCUUUCCUCAUCGUAUCCCGCUUCUCCUUUUGCAAUUUAGGGGCGUUUCUAUUUACCCCUGAGCAGGUGCUCAUCCUGUCCCUGGGCUCUGUUGCAUCUGUUGAGAAGGAGGUGGAGGGAAAGUUACUGGAGAUUCAAUCAGAUCCUUAUAAGCAGGGCUUAUUUUUUUUAUAAUUUUGUUGUUUUAUUUGUAUUAUUUUAUUCUGUUUGGCUUUUUUUGUAAAGGAGGAACGAAUUUUGAAAUGUUUUGGAAUGUAUUCUUUUCUUGUUGUUACACAUUAUUGUGCAUAUUAGUCUUUAUGCAUAGUAUAAUGUUAUUUUUAUGAAUUAGUUUUCUUAGAAUUGUACCUUUUAAAUAUGGUUUCAGAGCUCCCUGCACUGUCUCAAUGAACACAUGGACUAAAUCAGUUGUGAAACUGUGACGUUCCUUGGUUUAAAAUGACUUCAGAGGAGAUCAGACAGAAGCGGCCUUGUGGAUUUUUUCUUUUUUUUUCUUUAAAUAAGUGUUCAGGAACAUUAAAGAACAUUUUAAUUAAAAGGAAAAAAACAAUAAAUAAAGCAAUCAAAGCUGUUUGAAGCAAGGGAGUUACUUCAGAUUUGUGAUAUUAACAGGGGAGGGAACAGUGAGGCUUUGAUACUUUAAUUUCCCCCUGUCUUAUACACACACACACACACACACAAAUCCAUGGGCAUCACCACCCUCAGGGAUCAGGAGAAAUUACCACGUACACUACCACAACCACAGCUGCGGCUCUUGGGCCUCACACACACAAACAUUCACAGAUGUGCAUGCUGACUCUUUCAGAGAUAGGGAGGGACUGGAUGAUAGCAGGCUAGACAUGCUGCAGUACGUCACAGUCACUGGCAAACGUAUGUAAAAAAAUUAAUCCUCUCACGUGACUCUCCUAAAUCAUCUUUCCAAGGAUGCCAUCUGCUCUUUUUGUCUCAGCCAAUCAAAUACUAUAAUAAGAGGGCUAAUACUCUCACUCGGUGCUCUUGAAAUUCACCAAUCCAACAUUUCUAGCAGGAGUUUUAGGAUAGCGAUUUCUAUCACAUACUAACACAUCUACAGUAUAUGAAUCAUUCACUGAAACUCAUCCUGUCAUUCGCUUGGGAGUGAUAUGAAGUCAGGUAGAAUGACAGAUGUCCACUUGUUUUAUUUUUUCAUUAUUAAUAAAAACAUUUAUUUUACUUUUUCCCUAUUUUUUUUACCUGCCCAUCUGCAUUUCAUUUUACAUGACAGUCAUGUUUAUACUUUCAGAUGCUGCCUUAGGUUACAUUCGUUCUGACAACCAAAUAAAUAAAAUCAUGUUAGAUAAAUACACAAGGGGGAAAGGAAAUAGAAAAGACCUACACAAGUUGAAUUUUCUAGAAUAAAUAAAAUUGUACUUUCAGUGAUUCUUUUUUUUUCUAGGAAAGGAAGUUGACUAUAUUUGGAGCAAUUUUAGAUGCAUUAACAUUUAUUAACAAAAUUUAAUCAUCUGUUGUGUGGACCUUGUAGUACUGUUGAUUUCUCUGUUGUGUCCAAUGGGACGUGCAGAUUAAAAUAAUUAACUUGACUUUAAAAAAAAAUAAUAAUACAGAUUUUGGAAAUGUUAGAAUUUGUGCUCGAGGUCAUACCUUUUAAAGGAAAAAAAAGUAUAUUGUAGCAAUACUAAACUGAUUUGUUUUUUGCCCAGUUUUUACACUUUUAUGCAAGUUUAAUAAAAACAUGUAAAACUA
Danio rerio (zebrafish) is the source of this 2622-nucleotide messenger RNA. RefSeq names its product protein phosphatase 1, regulatory (inhibitor) subunit 14Bb (gene ppp1r14bb). Gene Ontology annotation, cellular component: cytoplasm. Gene Ontology annotation, molecular function: protein phosphatase regulator activity; phosphatase inhibitor activity. NCBI's taxonomy places the organism in Eukaryota, Metazoa, Chordata, Actinopteri, Cypriniformes, Danionidae. The record is from RefSeq and is marked validated.